AUGAAGGCGAAGCAACUGGUGGUGGUACUUGCCGUGUUCCUGGCGGCCGUCUGUCUCCUCCUCGGGGGAACACUCAGGCAUCCGCAGCAGGGCUUCCAAGGGUUGGACGCCCGUCGCUUGGCCACUCAGACUUUCUCUCACAGAUCUCUCGCCGUCUCUGGCGCUCGAACCCACAGUCAGAUUAAGCCUACUCCUCUGCCCAAUGUCUCUUUCGACCCGGGAGGCCGAGAUUCCCUCGUGUUCAUACACAUCCAGAAGACGGGCGGCUCUGACUUUCUCCGGCAUCUGGUGACCGUGGAGCGAGACCACCAUCCGCUCUGUCUCCCGGAGAGCGCCGCCAGCUCCACCCCAAUCAAGAGGAAGAAGGAGCGAUCCCUCUGUCCACGUCCUGGAACAGCUGAGUCAGCCACUAGACCUCGCGACUGGUGGCCGUGGUUGAUCUCGGAGAAGACACUUGGCUGGUACUGUGGCCUUCACCCGUUCUACUCUGAGUACAAGUCCUGUAUUGCCCUCGAGAAUAGUCUACCGGAGAGAAACCGAAAGUUUGAUCCCACAGCCAACUUUCACUACUCCACGAUGCUUCGUCACCCGGUCGUCCGCUACAUCAGCGAGUACCUGCACAUCCAGAGGGGAGCCACUUUCAGCUACCGUCACAUUUGCAACGGAAAGAAAGUGCGGAACAGUGAGAUGCCACCGUGCUACCCUGGGUACUAUGACCGUGAGACCUGGCAUAACGUGACUCUCUCUGCCUUUCUCUCCUGUGAGAGCAACUGGGCCAAUAACAGACAGACGUUCUCUGUGGCAGACCUGGAAACUGUCCACUGUUUCAACCAAAAGGCCCUCCCACGUGGUGAAAGAGAACAGAGACUCUUGGAGAGUGCUAAACAGAACUUGAUGAGGUUUUCGUUCUUUGGGAUCACAGAGUACCAGGCAGAGAGUGCUGCCCUGUUUGAGAAGACGUUCGGACUCAAGUUUGGCCAAGGGUUGGAGCAGAAGCCGGUGGGCUCACUCAACUCUGCUCCAAUGCUGAAUUCAGUGUGGAACACAGAAUCGGCAUACAGCAGGAUAGCUGCUGCCAAUCACCUCGACAUGCAGCUCUACAAUUUUGCCUUGGAGCUGUUUGCAGCUCGCCUGCUGGCCAUAGGCAUAGAGAUAGACCUCGAUAGCAUCACAAAGGAGGUACAGCUCUUGCCUUCCGACGGCGACGCAUUCAAACGAAAAAGGUUCCAGAAACAGUUACGAGGUUGA
Molecule: messenger RNA, 1248 nt
Organism: Geodia barretti
Lineage: Eukaryota; Metazoa; Porifera; Demospongiae; Tetractinellida; Geodiidae
Source: the annotation of a GenBank genome assembly